AAGGUAAGAUUUUUGGACCUUCUCUAAAAGGGGUACCUUGAUUUGAUUUGUUCGUUUCUGUUGUACCUUUUUUUUUUUCCUUGUUAUUCGAUUCGCAUUUUUGCAUAUUCUACCAGAAUGGAGGCCGAGAAGAAGUACAUCACCGCCGAGGAGCUCAAUCAGCACAACAAGCCAGGGGACUUGUGGAUCUCUAUUCAGGGUAAGGUUUACAAUGUCUCAGAUUGGGGUAAGGAUCAUCCCGGCGGCGAUGAUCCUCUCCUCAAUUUGGCUGGCCAAGAUGUUACCGACGCUUUCACGGCUUACCAUCCUGGUACCGCAUGGAAGUAUCUUGACAAGUUCUUUACUGGGUAUCAUCUGGAGGAUUUCAAGGUCUCGGAGGUGUCCAAGGAUUACAGAAAGCUUGCGUCUGAGUUUGCCAAAAUGGGUUUGUUUGAAAAGAAAGGACACGGGACUCUGUACACCCUUUUAUCCGUUGCUUUCAUGCUUUCCCUUGUGGUUUAUGGUGUUUUGAGGUCUGAGAGCGUUUUCGUUCAUUUGUGUUGUGGUCUUUUGUUGGGUUUCCUUUGGGUUCAAAGUGCUUAUGUGGGUCAUGAUUCGGGGCAUUACCAAAUAAUGUCAACUCCCAGAUUCAACAGAGUUGCUCAAAUCCUUGCUGGGAAUUGCUUGACCGGUAUCAGCAUUGCUUGGUGGAAAUGGACUCACAAUGCACACCACAUUGCCUGCAACAGCCUUGAUCACGAUCCCGAUCUCCAACAUAUCCCAGUCUUUGCAGUGUCCUCAAAACUGUUUCAUUCUAUAACAUCCUGUUUUUAUGGGAGGAAGUUGGAGUUUGAUCCUCUGGCUAGGUUCCUAGUCAGUUACCAGCAUAUGACAUUUUAUCCGGUUAUGAUUGUUGGGCGGAUCAACUUGUUUAUCCAGACAUUCUUGUUAUUGUUCUCUGGGAGGAGGGUUCCUCAAAGAGGAUUGAACAUCUUAGGAAUUCUUGUAUUCUGGACCUGGUUUCCUCUCCUGGUGUCAUUCCUACCCAGUUGGACUGAGAGGGUGAUGUUCGUGAUUGCCAGUUUUGCUGUAACGUCGAUCCAACACAUUCAGUUCUGUUUGAACCAUUUCUCGGCCAAUGUUUAUGUUGGACCGCCUAGCGGGAACGAUUGGUUUGAGAAACAGACUAGUGGGACUCUGGAUAUUGCUUGCUCUUCUUGGAUGGAUUGGUUCUAUGGAGGAUUGCAGUUCCAGCUGGAGCACCAUUUGUUCCCACGAUUACCUCGAUGCCAGUUGAGGAAGGUUUCUCCUAUUGUGCAGGAUCUAUGCAAAAAGCACAACUUGCCUUACAGGAGCUUGUCCUUCUGGGCGGCUAACUUAUCCACCAUCAGGACCCUCAGGACAGCUGCCCUUCAGGCUCGGGACAUGGCCAGCCCUGUCCCAAAGAACUUGGUGUGGGAGGCUCUUAACACUCAUGGAUGACGCCACAAACCAUGGAUUCCUUUUUUUUUUUUUUUUUUUUUUUUAUUUAUUUCAAGUUUUGGUAUUUCAUAAGAUCAUGCCUUGCCAUCUUGGGGCCGCUAGGAUGAUCGUUGUAUCCAGAAUUGAUAUCAUAUCAAACACAUACCUUGCUUCAAUUUGAGAUCCAGAUUCGUUUUGAUUUACUUCAUUUUUUAAAACUAUAUUGAAUGCCGUUACCAGAAUAUGCAUCAUAUGUCUUGAUAUUGUUGGGUUUUUAUG
Molecule: messenger RNA, 1719 nt
Organism: Juglans microcarpa x Juglans regia
Lineage: Eukaryota; Viridiplantae; Streptophyta; Magnoliopsida; Fagales; Juglandaceae
Product: delta(8)-fatty-acid desaturase 2-like
Exons: 4
Coding region: 118-1461 (447 amino acids)
Biological process (GO): lipid metabolic process
Cellular component (GO): membrane
Molecular function (GO): oxidoreductase activity, acting on paired donors, with oxidation of a pair of donors resulting in the reduction of molecular oxygen to two molecules of water
Source: RefSeq, a predicted model, not a curated record